CAGUGGGCUUAUAAAAAACCAACAGUGCCCAAGCACAUCAGCAAUGCAGGCUGCAGCAUCUCGAAUCCUCACUCCAUUCCAUUCGUCUUAAUAAUCACCAGCUAUUAGUCCAAGCAUCACCGGAAGGAGAUGUAUGCUUCAUCUUCCCUGAGAAAUCGCCCUGCUCUUGUCGCUCUAGUGUUGCUGAUCACCACCAGCCUCCUGCAGCAGCCGGCCUCUGCUGCGAAAAAGUCCUACGUCGUCUACCUCGGCGGCCACUCGCAUGGCAGGGAGGGCGCCGCGCUGGCAUCCAGCCAGGAGCGCGCCAGGAGCUCCCACCACGCGCUCCUGGGCGCCGUCCUGCGCAGCGAGGAGAGGGCGAAGGACGCCAUCUUCUACUCGUACACCAGGUACAUCAACGGCUUCGCCGCGACGCUGGAGGAAGACGAGGCGGCGGAGAUCUCGAAGCAUCCGAGCGUCGUCUCCGUGUUCCCGAACAGGGGGCACCGGCUGCACACGACGCGCUCGUGGGAGUUCCUUGGGAUGGAGAAGGAUGGCCGGGUGAGGGCCAGCUCCAUCUGGGCCAAAGCGAGGUUCGGCGAAGGCAUCAUCAUCGGCAAUCUGGACACUGGGGUGUGGCCGGAGGCCGGCAGCUUCAGCGACGACGGCAUGGGCCCGGCGCCGGCCGGGUGGCGGGGAAUCUGCCAGGACCAGCAGGCCUCUGACGACGCGCAGGUUCGGUGCAACAGGAAGCUGAUCGGUGCACGGUUCUUCAACAAGGGGUACCUGGCGACCGUUGGGCAGCAGGUGAACCCGGCGAGCACGCGGGACACGGACGGGCACGGCACGCACACGCUCUCCACGGCGGCCGGCCGGUUCGUGCCGAGGGCCAAUCUCUUCGGGUACGGCAACGGCACGGCCAAGGGCGGCGCGCCGGGGGCGCACGUCGCGGCGUACAAGGUGUGCUGGCGCCCCGUGAACGGCAGCGAGUGCUUCGACGCCGACAUCAUCGCGGCGUUCGACGCGGCCAUCCACGACGGGGUGCACGUGCUCUCCGUGUCGCUGGGGGGCGCUCCCGCCGAGUACUUCAGGGACGGCGUGGCCAUCGGGUCGUUCCACGCGGUAAGGAACGGCGUCACCGUGGUCUCCUCGGCCGGGAACUCGGGCCCCGGCGCCGGCACGGUGUCGAACACCGCGCCGUGGCUCGUGACCGUCGGCGCCAGCACCAUGGACAGGGAGUUCCCCGCGUACCUGGUCCUCGGCAACAAGAAGCGGAUCAAAGGGCAAAGUCUCUCGCCGGUGCGCCUCCCUGACAACAAGUACUACCGGCUGAUCAGCUCAGAGGAAGCAAAAACCACCAAUGCGACAGCAACGCAGGCGAAACUGUGCAUCGAGGGAUCGUUGGACAAGGCGAAAGUCGAGGGGAAGAUCGUCGUGUGCAUCCGUGGGAAGAACGCGCGGGUGGAGAAAGGCGAGGCCGUUCGCCGGGCCGGCGGGGUUGGCCUGGUGCUGGCGAACGACGAGGCCAGCGGAAACGAGGUGAUCGCCGAUGCGCACGUGCUCCCGGCCACGCACGUCACCUAUUCUGAUGGAGUCACGUUAUCGGCCUACCUGAAUUCAAACAGGUCUGCGUCAGGCUACAUCACCAUCCCAAACACCGCGCUGGACACGAAGCCGGCGCCUUUCAUGGCCGCCUUCUCCUCGCAAGGGCCCAACACCGUCACCCCUCAGAUCCUCAAGCCUGACAUCACCGCUCCGGGGGUCAGCAUCCUCGCGGCCUUCACCGGCCUGGCGGGGCCGACCGGCCUCGCCUUCGACGGCCGCCGCGUCCUCUUCAACGCCGAGUCGGGCACCUCCAUGUCGUGCCCGCACGUCGCUGGCAUCGCCGGCCUCCUCAAGGCUCUCCACCCCGAGUGGAGCCCCGCCGCGAUCAAGUCGGCGAUCAUGACGACCGCCCGAGUGCAGGACAACAUGAGGAAGCCGAUGAGCAACUCGUCGUUCCUCCGCGCGACGCCGUUCGGCUACGGCGCCGGCCACGUACAGCCCAGCCGCGCCGCGAACCCGGGCCUCGUCUACGACGCGAACGCCACGGACUACCUGGGCUUCCUCUGCGCGCUGGGCUACAAGCCCUCGGUGAUCGCCACGUUCAUGGCCGGCGCCGGCCAGCACCAGCCGCGCGCGUGCCCAGCGCGGGCCCCGCGGGCAGAGGACCUCAACUACCCGUCCGUCGCGGUCCCGCACCUGUCCCCCACCGGUGCAGAGCACACCGUCACGAGGAGGGCGAGGAACGUCGGAGCCGGCGCGACCGCGUACGACGCGAGGGUCGCCGAGCCGCACGGCGUGGCGGUGGAUGUGCGGCCCAGGCGGCUCGAGUUCUCCGCGGCGGGGGAGGAGAAAGAGUUCACCGUCACGUUCAGGGCCAAGAAAGGGUUCUUCUUGCCAGGGGAGUACGUGUUCGGGCGUCUGGUCUGGUCGGACGGCGCCGGGGAGCACCGCGUGAGGAGCCCCCUUGUGGUGAGGGUCGCCGACACGAGGAAGAAGAAGAGUCGUCUUUCGAUAGCUUGAUGAGCUCUGUUAGGAUCCCAUGCAUAUGGCGGUGACCAAAGAAGGUUGGAUUGGUGAAGAACAAUAUAAUGCUGCACUGUGCUUCUGUGCUAUGCCAGCUUAUGUCUUAGGAGUGAUAACAAAGUAUCAAAAAUGAAGUGUAAAGUUUUCCUGAUUUGCUAUGCAUCCUGAAGAAAGAGCAA
Molecule: messenger RNA, 2726 nt
Organism: Phragmites australis (common reed)
Lineage: Eukaryota; Viridiplantae; Streptophyta; Magnoliopsida; Poales; Poaceae
Product: subtilisin-like protease SBT5.4
Exons: 10
Coding region: 130-2544 (804 amino acids)
Biological process (GO): proteolysis
Molecular function (GO): serine-type endopeptidase activity
Source: RefSeq, a predicted model, not a curated record